Molecule: messenger RNA, 897 nt
Organism: Papaver somniferum (opium poppy)
Lineage: Eukaryota; Viridiplantae; Streptophyta; Magnoliopsida; Ranunculales; Papaveraceae
Product: berberine bridge enzyme-like 8
Exons: 1
Molecular function (GO): FAD binding
Source: RefSeq, a predicted model, not a curated record
AUGAGAACUACUUCAUUAAGAUCUUACUUACUAUUGUUAUCUUUCUUUGUCAUACUCUCGAAUUCGCUUGGAAGCUCAAGCUCACCGCAUGUCUAUUUCCUUAAAUGCAUUUCUCUUCAUUCUAAUACAUCCAUCCCGAUCUACACCCCAAAAAAUGCUAACUAUUCAUCUAUCCUGCAAUCCAAAAUUGGAAUGCUAAGAUUCAAUUCAUCCACCACUCCAAAACCCUUUCUUAUAUUAACACCUCUAGAAGAAUCACAUGUUCAAGCCGCUGUUAUUUGUUCCAGAAAACAUGGGAUUCAGAUUAAAGUUCGAAGUGGGGGUCAUGAUUUUGAAGGACUUUCGUAUACAUCAGAUGUUCCAUUCAUUGUUGUUGAUUUGUUCAAUCUUCGUGAAGUAAAUGUGGAUGUAAAGGGUAAAGUAGCAUGGGUUCAAUCUGGUGCAACCACAGGUGAACUCUAUUAUAGAAUUGCCCAAAAAAGCAACAUUCUCGCAUUUCCUGCAGCGGUUUGCACAACUGUAGGUAUUGGUGGUUACAUUAGCGGAGGUGGGUACGGGGCUAUGUUAAGGAAAUUUGGGACUGCAGGUGAUAAUGUCAUUGAUGCUCGAAUAGUGGAUGUGCAUGGUAAGAUACUCAACAGAAACUCCAUGGGAGAAGGCUUGUUCUGGGCCAUUAGGGGAGGCGGCGGAGGAAGUUUUGGAGUUGUCCUUUCAUGGAAGCUCAAAUUAGUAUCCGUUCCACCUUCGAUAACUGUUUUUAGUGUGGACAAAACCUUAGCAGAAGGUGCAUUGUCUCUUGUUCAUAAGUGGCAAGAUAUUGCACAUAGACUUCCUCAAGAGCUUAUCGUAUUUCUCUCAAUAGGUGUGGUGAAUGCUACUACAUACUGUUCAAAUGGA